Messenger RNA from Callorhinchus milii (elephant shark), 3750 nucleotides. Its product is annotated as A-kinase anchor protein 17A-like. Gene Ontology annotation, molecular function: RNA binding. NCBI's taxonomy places the organism in Eukaryota, Metazoa, Chordata, Chondrichthyes, Chimaeriformes, Callorhinchidae. The record is from RefSeq and is a predicted model, not a curated record.
AUGGCAGCCGCAAGAGUGUUCGACACUUCGGAUACAGUGGUGCUCUUUGCCCCACAGCGCCUGUUCUUAAAACCAAUUGCAAGACUUACAAUUAAUGUCAUGCUCCCGGACUCCAAACUGUGCCCAAAACCCAUCUCAAACUGGGAAGUGAUGGAGAGUCUGAGGAAAAUGGUCUGCCCCGAUCAGAUCAUGUCACUCCGAGUCUCAAGGAGCACAUUGGACUUUAUCCGCUUUGAAGGCGAAGUUGAGAACAAGAACUUGGUAAACGGCGUGCGGGAAAAGUUUAACAGCAGGACCCUCAGAGUAAAUGGUAUCCAAGAUCCCUUGAGAGUAAUUGCAGUUGAAACUCAAGUCGCCUUUCCCAGCCAGUGUGACUGGGAGUCUUUCUUUAAGAACACUGAAAGCAUGACCGAAACGUCUCCUGGUGAAAGGGCUGAUACUAUUCAGAUCGAAGGACUGCCUUGCAAGUGGUUUGCUGCAAAAGAGAUGAAUGGCGAAAAGCCGAGGGAAGAAAUCCUCCGAAAAGUGUUUGGGACAUUUGGAGAAAUUCGAAGCGUUGACAUUCCUAUGCUGGAUCCCUACAGAGAGGAAAUGACAGGAAAGAAGUUCAGCACAUUUAGCUUUGGUGGGCUCCCUACCUUUGAAGCCUUUAUCCAGUACCAGGAAUGUGAGGGCUUUCUGAAGGCUAUGGAGUGUUUACGUGGAAUGAAAUUAAUGAACAAAGGGGAGGAUGGAAAAGCACUGACAUGUAUGAUCAAGGUGUCCUUUGACACAACUAAACACCUCAGUGAAGCAGCCAUUCGAAAACGAGACUUGGAAAGGUUGAAGCUGCAAGAACUGGAGAAGCAGCGAGAGGCACAGAAACAGAGAGACGAGGAAGAGGAGCAAUCCAAGGAGGCUGAACGAAAACGCAGGGAUGAGGAACGGGAAAGAGAGAAGGGACAGAGAGAGAAGCUGAGGAGAAAAGAACUGAGGCAGAGAGAGCGAGAGGAAAGACUUCACUUACAGACGUUGUGGAUGGCGCAAAUGGAAACAGAAAAGGAGCCCAAUGAUGAUAACGCGUGGAUAAGGAAACUGGUGUUAGCAGAGAGGAAGCUGGAAUCAUACAAGCUGCUCACAGUGCUGCUGAACAGGGCAGAAUGCCUGGUUCAAAAGGAAACUGAGUUUCAGAAGAAUCGGUUUUCUGAAAAGUGUCCCCGGAUGGAAAGAAAACUUGGCCAAUUGGAAGAAGUUAGACAAAAUGAAGCAGGAGUGAGUGGAUCGGGAAAACCCAAGGUCAAAGAAUGGCAAUGGGUUGGGGUGCUGAGAGAUACUAAUGUGGGGAAACCCAGGGGAAUGAUUGAAACAAUGGAGCAUUCAUUAUCUCCAGGAACUGCUCAAUUUCCACUCACUACUUCCCUGUCAAACGUAAUGCCUGCUGAUAGUGAAGGAAGACACACCUUUGUAGAUUUGCCCCCUAACCAGGAAAAGGCUGCAAGUUAUCGCCGAUCUGAAUCCUUACAGAUUACUGUGAGGCAGGAUUGUGCUGCAUUUGUUCACAAGCGACAGGAUGGUGAUGGUGACAGGCACAAUUGUUCGUGUCAGGGACAUUCCCGAAAGGUUACUGCUGUAAAUCACCAGAUUCGCCACCACCUUUACAAGUACGAGGAUUUUGUCAGUUGUUUGCUAAAUUACCGUCAGACUAUUUGGCCCUUGGACUCCAAACGUGCAAAUCGUUUCCAUAGCCUCAAUAAUCUUGGCGAAAACUCAGAGUGGCGGAGGAUAGUGUCAAACAAUGGAAACAGCUUCCAGAUAGACCUAAAGAACAAUCCUGACCAUCUUUAUACUAAAUUCAAUAUCACCGAAGGUAACAAAUUGAAAGACUACGACAAUGGUAGGGGCUACAGAUGGACAAUUACUGUCAGUGAGACUGGGGCUAAGAGGAGAGCAUGUAGCACUGAGGAGAAGCACCCAAUCAAUGGUUAUGAACGAGAGUUCCACCUGCCAUGGAAGGAUUCAUGCAGCCAGCUCAAAUAUAGACCAGAAUCUGAGGGUGAAUACGAGCUCCAGUUUAAAGGUGGAACCAGAAACUCAAAGAAAAGUUGUGCUGUCCCUGUUCAUGACCAAUCCAGCACUUGAGUACUGAUCCUGGGAUUCCCAUCUCCAGCGCUAAAGCAGGGUGGGUGUCGCCCAGCAAAGCAUCCAACCCAGGCUGGGUAAAGGCCAGUGGCCGCUGUGAGGCUUCAAAUAAAAGCUCUGGAAAUGACCCUGGACAGCCUGAUCAGGUGGGCAAGACUCGGACUAGGGUUAGGAGCAAAUGUCCCAGAACUCAGCCUAAAGCCCAGUGCAAAGUAGCCAAGCUUGAACCAGUUGGCUUCACAAAGGAGGACACACAACAGUCACAACAGCCACUGAAACGAUUGAGCAAAAGAGUAAAGAGAACUCGACAAGGUGACUCUUGUGAGUUGAGCAAUGGUGACUGCGGAUCUGAUUAUUGUCAACAAGAGGCCUGGAAACCCCCGACCAUCAAAAAAUUUAGAAAAUCUAGCCGUGACAUCAAACCAACCCCAGGCAAGUCCACGAGUGAAGCAAGUCACUUUUGGGAGGAAAACAAAAGGAAAUAUAGACAGGAAUUUAACAAUUGUCCUCAGGAGAGUGUUGGGCAUCAGAAGGAUUACUUGUGGAUCCCUGAAGGGUCAGAGAAGAAUGUGAAUCAGGACUUGGUUUUGGAUGAUCCACACUAUAAUAAAUCUAAAAUGUCCAUCAGCAAGGUGAAACACCGAAAGAAAGGAAGAAAGAAGGAGAAAAAUAUUCAUCCCAAAGACAAACCUGGUAAGCGCCAAUGUGAUCUGAAGGAUGAUAUCAGAGAUAUGAAAUCAAACAGGUUCACUCAGCCCCAACCCACGAAAAAUCAACAUCCAGGGAAUUAUAGCUCUUAUAAAAAAGAGUUUGAUGUCCAGCGUGAUUUCUGUGACGAUUAUUUUUGGCAAGAUCUUGAUUAUCAACAGAUGGUAUUUGGGUACAAUCACUACCGUUACAAAACAGGAUCGAACGGAAGACAGAUGUAUUUCCCCCAGCGCUAUGUUGAUGAUCACGGCCUUUAUGAUAGCAAUAGAUACGAGCCCAAAGCUAAUCACAGAUACUGAUGGAAACAAAGUUCAUCUGCAAUUAAAUAGGUUAAACUACAGCGCAUCAUUUAAAAAGCUAAUCUAUACAAUUCAAAAUGGGGUCCGAACAUGUAUUUAACAUUUGCCUGAAUUUCAGAGACUACCUAAAGGAUCAAUUGAGUUUUUAAAGCCUAUUAUUUAAGGUCAAAAUUUAAGGUUAUUGCCUAUUAUUUAAGGACAAAAUAAAAUCAAUUAAUCUGAAUGUAUUUCACACCAAACUAUGUGAAUACAUGGCCCAGACACCAAGCCACUUGUUCCAAUAUAUGGUCAAGUGAGUGUAAUGGAUUGACUGGCUAGCGAUCAUUCAUUCCUCUGUAAAGGCAUGGGGGAGGGUGGUAAAUAACAGAAUGAGUCUUGUCUUGCGACCCUUCAUACCCAGACUCAGCUGGAAAAAACAAAUGAUCUGUUGUUUUUAAUAAUCCAUGAAGAUAGCCUCAUCCACUUUGCAGUGGAAUGUCAGUAUCAUCCACAUUGGGAUCUACCAUAUUGUUCAGUCUGUGUAUUAGACACAGGUACAGCAGGAUUGUGCGCGCUGCCAGCCAUUACAAGGGAUUUGAUGGUUAGUUUGCAGAAAAUAAUAAAUAAUAAUCCUUUCAUUUGGCCU